AUGAAUGAAGAAGACAUCGACGCGGCAUUCUAUGAUGCUGUGGAUAAUAUGAACAACGAAAAGAAAUUGGACUCACACAUCUUCAGUUAUAUUUUGAAACAAAAGGACAUUAUUAUCAAGGAGUUGAGGGAAAAAAUCAAAAUCCUGAACGAUCAUAUUGAAUUAUUGAAUGAACAAAAAAACCAAUCAAAGGUAGUGAAUGAUAAAAACCAUCCAAACGAUGAGAAGGUACCAUUGAUCAACAAAAAAUCACGGACCGCAAAAAACAGUGAAGGCCAGGCUGGUACGUCGGCUGUGAAUAAGGGAAUAAACAGCGUUGCCGCGGUGCCUGAUAUAUCAGAUAAAAUGGGUAAGUCAAUCACUACAGAACAGGUUGGUGCAGCUUUAAAGGAAGCAAACUCUCAGGUAUUAAUGAGGAAGGUCCAACAGUUAAGUAAAUCUCCAGCUGAAAACACAGAGAGUAGUAAUGGUGACGACUGGGUGAAGGUGACGAAGAGAAAGAGAAGAUUCUUGGUGGGUAACACUGACUCUACUUGUGAAGUUGAAACAAUUCCCAGAUUAGUACAACUACAUGUUACGAGAUUAAAGCCUGGAACUCAACCACAAGAUCUCCAGAGGUUUCUUGCAGAGAAACUUUUGGGAGUGAAAUGUGAGGAGCACCCUUCCAGAAGACCUGAUAUUUACGCCUCUAUGAAGGUUACCAUAGAUCGCCAAUGGCUCAAAACAGCAUGGACUCGCGAAACAUGGCCAAACGGUGCAAUAGUUUCUUUUUUUGCAAAAAAGAGGAUGUUGUCCGAGACGACAAAUCCUCAAACCAUGAAUCAAAUUUAA
This is a messenger RNA of Phaedon cochleariae (mustard beetle), 831 nucleotides long. The record is from the annotation of a GenBank genome assembly. Lineage: Eukaryota; Metazoa; Arthropoda; Insecta; Coleoptera; Chrysomelidae.